Messenger RNA from Archocentrus centrarchus (flier cichlid), 1742 nucleotides. Its product is annotated as ADP-ribosylation factor-like protein 4D. NCBI's taxonomy places the organism in Eukaryota, Metazoa, Chordata, Actinopteri, Cichliformes, Cichlidae. The coding region runs from base 477 to 1085 and encodes 202 amino acids. Gene Ontology annotation, molecular function: GTPase activity; GTP binding. The transcript is spliced from 3 exons. The record is from RefSeq and is a predicted model, not a curated record.
GUUACGUCAGCAGCACAGUGCUUUUCCGGCGCUGCGUCCCUCCAGCUCCCAGUCUGCGUCCGGCACCGGACAGCGCUGUUUACUGUGAAACCAAGCUCCCCGGAUUAUGUUGGACCGUAACACCCGGUUAUUGUGGUGAAAUUAGCUGUGCUGACUCGUGUAACAGGCAUGGACACGCUGGCAGGUUCUCAGUGAAUGCAGCCAGACAGCCUGUCCCCACCCCCACCCCCACCCUGCUAUCCUAACCUUUGAAGUGAGGCCAGGAGUGUGAAGCCUUUUUCCAACCAAAUAAACUCCUCCCUGUCCCAAUUGCCACCUUCAGAGCCUCUCCAGACACACAUUUGUGUUCUGCUGCCAAGGAUGCAAAAAGCAAGUGGACCUUUGGAAUCAGGCGCAAAGUGAAAUUGUAACAAGCCAAAGUAGAAAAAUCAGAACGUAUUAAUUAAUUAAGAGUUUCAGUCGUGCAGGACAUAAACAUGGGGAACCAGUUAACAGAAAUGACCCCUAACACUCCGUUCCUCCCCAGCUUUCAGUCGUUGCAUGUCGUAGUGAUCGGUUUGGACUCUGCAGGGAAGACCUCCCUGCUCUACAGACUCAAGCUGCGGGAGUUUGUUGAGACCAUCCCCACCAAGGGAUUCAACAUGGAGCGGAUUAAAGUGCAAAUGGGACACUCCAAAACCAACACCACUACGCUCCAGGUGUGGGACGUUGGUGGCCAGGAAAAGCUUAGGCCGCUCUGGAAGUCGUACACCCGGAGGAUGGAUGGGCUUGUGUUUGUGGUGGAUGCAGCUGAGAUGGAGCGCAUGGAGGAGGCCAAGGUGGAGCUCCACAGGAUCAGCCGGUCAGCUGAGAACCAGGGGAUACCUGUGCUGGUUCUGGCAAACAAACAGGACCUGGAUGGAGCCAUGUCAUCAACAGAGGUGGAAAAGGUGCUGGCCCUCCACGAGCUGAGCUCAUCCACGCUGCACCACACACAGGGCUGCUCGGCGCUGAACGGUCAGGGUCUGCAGGCCGGCCUGGAGAAACUCUAUGAGAUGAUCGUGAAGAGGAAAAAGAUGCUCCGACAAAGCAAGAAGAAAAGAUGAAGGAACAGAGGAGGUAGAGGUUACUCUGUGAGCACCUGCCUGUCUGACAAGCUUCUCAGCAUUUGUGUCUGUGACACUUUGGGAAUUUGGUGAAUGGGGGAAAGCAGACUGAAGCCUUGUCAGAUCAGGAGGAACGUUUCAGACCAAGUUCAGACUUUGUUCCUGGACACACCUGCUUCAUGCUGGACUGUUUCUUGUUCUCGUCCACUCUCAGAGGAACACCAGAGAGCCCUACAGUGCAGCGGGAGUGACAGCAUUGCAGUAAAUGAUGAACACUCACUGAAGCACUAACUGUAAUGUUGAAGGAUUCUUUGUAUUGCUACCUGUGCACCUUGUAGUGCCAUCAGACAACAUGUUCCUCUCAGCGUUACACUUGAUUAGAAAUCUUUGUUCUGUGGAGCUCGCCCUGCCUCAGAUUGAGCAACACUUCUGUACACCCACUCACAAAAGUAAUUACUGUAAGUUAGAUGCAGCCCAGUGUUCAGGAAUCGCAUUAAUGAUGCCAAACUUAUGAUGUCACCCAAUUCAGGUUGUUUUGUCACUCUUCACCCAGGGGGUUUGCUUUGUUUCAGGGUUAGCCAAGAUUUUGGUAAGUUCAGACAAGAAGUUGUUUUUAGUGUGUACAUACUGCUUUGUAAGAUGUUAAUGAAUGAAUAA